Messenger RNA from Anas platyrhynchos (mallard), 3792 nucleotides. RefSeq names its product adhesion G protein-coupled receptor D1 (gene ADGRD1). Gene Ontology annotation, molecular function: G protein-coupled receptor activity. The record is from RefSeq and is a predicted model, not a curated record. Gene Ontology annotation, biological process: cell surface receptor signaling pathway; adenylate cyclase-activating G protein-coupled receptor signaling pathway. Lineage: Eukaryota; Metazoa; Chordata; Aves; Anseriformes; Anatidae. Gene Ontology annotation, cellular component: plasma membrane.
AAGUUUGAGAAGAAAGCAUGACAUCACUCAGACUUGCUCUCCACCCAAAAAGAUCUGGGAUGGAGGUGCAAACGUGAGCUGGACAAGCAAGGAGUUAGCAACUCUUUUCAGCUCAGUUCCUGAGGAAAUAGUGCGAGUUAUAAGCUCUAUGCGCUAUAAGGAAGUACAUUUUCUUGCUAGCAAAACCAAAACUGGCUUCAGAUCUCUGACAACGUGAAAGUAAUGGAAAGGAAAAGACCAUAGGAAGAAAGUUGAAAACAAGAUAUUUUUUUUUGGCACAGAUUCUAACAGAAAUACUUGACUUCUUUCCAUGGAACCGUACAACUUUCGGAUCUGAUGCACAGUUCUUUUAAUUUUUCUCAAAUCAUAGUAAUUUAUUUAUGGUUAAAUGAAGAGAUCAAAGUGUGAAGCAAGCAAAUACUACUUAAACGGUCUGGAAGGAUAUUAUAUCAUCACUGGAGGAACAGACUUUUUGAACUUGCAUGGAAAAUGUCCCUUUUAAUACGAAAAGUUGCUAAGGAAAACUUAUGAUUGAAAUCUUACAGGAAUUUGAUCUUGGUUGUACUUUUAACCUUAAAUAGACCAUGGAGAAUUUAUUAUCUCUGCUCUGUUGUCAUUAUUCUUUGCUGAUUUUAUUUCAGUUCCAGUAUCAGGUGUAUGGAAACUAUUCCCAGCUACUCAAACACCCAGGGUUCAAAGUUCUUGCAUCAGCUUCCCAUUACUGGCCAUUGGAAGAUGUGGAUGGAAUUCAUGAGUUUCGGGAUACGAAUGGAGCUCUAAGAAUCCACAACUUCACUGUGCUUCCUUCCCAUAACUCUACCUUUGUAUAUACCAAUGACUCUGCCUACUCUAACUUCUCUGCAACUGUAGAUAUUGUGGAAGGACUAGUGAAUAAAGGAAUUUACGUUCGUGAAAAGAAAGGAGUUACCUUUCUCUUCUUUGGAAGCUAUCAAAAUUCUUGCAUUAGCAACCCAGAAGUCUGUGGACCUGAAGGAGUAACAUUUUCCUUUUUCUGGAAGACUCAAGACCAGCAGGCUAAGUUCCCCCCUGCCUCCGGUGGACAAGUAAUUUCCAGUGGUUUCAAAAUCUGUUCAAAUGAAGGUGAAGGUUCAGUAGAAUUUUACACACGUGGGAAUGCAAUGAUGAAGUGGAAAGCAAGCUUUAGUCCACCAGGUCCUUAUUGGACUCAUAUUCUCUUCACUUGGAAAUCAAGAGAAGGACUGAAAGUCUAUGUCAAUGGAACUCUAAACACAUCUGACCCAGAAGGGAAAGUUUUCUAUGAUUACGGAGACCCCAAGGCAAAUCUGCUGACUGGGACAGAGGGGGAUCAAACUAAGCGCUAUGUGAAUGGGGCAUUUGAUGAAUUCAUUAUAUGGGAAAGGGCACUCACCCCCAAUGAAAUUGAGCAAUAUUUUACAGCUGCUAUUGGUGUGCAAGUUUUGCUUUCUUCAACACUUCCAUGGUCUAUGAUGACAACUACUGCAAUACCUUUGCUGUCUACAAAUGCCUAUCAUCCCAUCAUAACUAAUCUGACCAAGGAGAGAGGGAACUUCCAGUCCCCCAACACCAUGCUGGACUACCUGGAAAAUGUAUCGUUCAGAUUGCCCAACAAAUCCUUGUCAGAAAAUACUGCUCUAAGCCUGACAGAGGCAUUUUUAAAAGCCAUUGAAGACUUUCUGCUGUUGCCCAACUGGCUCGAAAUACCUGAGACUGCUCACAUAUUUGGAAGUUUAAUUCAAACUAUUGACAGUGUGAUGGUGCAUAUGACACGCAAUCUGGAAGAGAACACAUUACCUCUAACUGUUGAGGGCACAUCACCUGUGGCAGAUUACACCUUGGCUAAAAUGCAUCCUCAGACUCUGAAUUUGUCCCGUUAUCGCUUUCCAUCUCGAGGACAGAGUUAUAUUUCCAUUCCCAGUGAAGCUUUUCAAGAAAAAGCUUGGAUUACCAUUGUCGGCCUGUUUUACCAUAACAUGCACUAUUUCUUUCAUAAUAUCAACCCUAUGGAUACCAAGAUUGCUGAAGCUGCUGCCUACAAAGGCUAUAUGAUCUCAGCAACCAGCUAUCUCAUCUCCAUCAAAGUAGAUCCUUCGCCCAAGCUGUCCCACAAUCUGUCAGGAUCUCCUCUUAUUACCAUCCAGCUCACACACAAAUUGACUCCCAAACAAUACAGCCUAGCACUAAAUAAGAGUAACAGAGUUCAUCUUUACUGUGCAUUUCUGGACUAUAGCAAUGGAACUGGUGUCUGGUCUAAUGAAGGUUGUGUGCGUGAGAGUGGGGACCUCAACUACUCUGUGUGUCUUUGUAACCACCUCACUAACUUCGCCAUUCUGAUGCAAGUGGUGCCUCUGAAGCUAACGAGAGAACACCAGGUGGCCCUCUCCUCCAUCACUUACAUCGGCUGUGCUCUGUCCAUCUUCUGCUUGACGAUCACGCUGGUCACAUUUGCUGUGUUGUCGUCUGUGAGCACCAUCCGCAACCAGCGCUAUCAUAUCCAUGCGAAUCUGUCCUUUGCUGUUCUGGUAGCUCAGAUCCUGCUUCUCACCAGUUUUCAGUUCAGCCCUGGAACGCUGCCUUGCAAGAUCUUGGCCAUUCUCCUUCAUUUUUUCUUUCUGAGUGCUUUUGCAUGGAUGCUGGUGGAAGGAUUUCAUCUCUACAGUAUGGUGAUCAAAGUAUUUGGGUCAGAAGAGAGCAAGCAUUUAUAUUAUUACGGAAUUGGAUGGGGGUGCCCAUUGGUGAUCUGUGUAAUUUCCACAACAUCAUCCCUAGACAGCUAUGGAGAAAAUGACAACUGCUGGCUUUCACUAGAGAAUGGAGCAAUCUGGGCUUUUGUGGCACCGGCAUUGUUUGUAAUUCUGGUCAAUAUUGGUAUUCUCAUCGCUGUCACAAGAGUUAUCUCAAGAAUCAGUGCAGACAACUAUAAGGUGCAUGGAGAUGCCAAUGCCUUCAAACUAACAGCUAAAGCCGUUGCUGUUCUCUUACCGAUCUUGGGAAGCUCGUGGAUCUUUGGGAUUCUGGCUGUCAAUACCCACACGUUGGUAUUUCAGUAUAUGUUUGCUGUUAUCAAUUCACUACAAGGAUUUUUCAUGUUCCUUUUUCACUGUCUUCUGAAUUCAGAGGUUAGAGCUGCUUUUAAGCACAAAACCAAGGUCUGGUCCCUUACCAGUAGCUCAACUCGCAACAUCAAUGUGAAACCCUUCAAUUCAGACAUUAUGACUGGGAACAGGCCAGGCACAACCCCCACAAAGCUGAACACCUGGGAUAAAAGCACCAAUUCAGCCAACCGCAUUGAUUUAUCAGCAGUCUGACAGUAAUACCAGCUCCUCAGUGAAAAUCAAGCCAUACAUUCAGGACUUCUGUCACAGUGUCCACCAGUUUUUUUCUCACUGUUAAUACCAGUAGAAAACUGCUUUUUUAAUCACUGCCUAAUAAAUUGGAAAUUGCCAUAUUUUGUCAACUAAAUAGUGCUCAUCUGCUUGCCUUUGAAACUACCACAUUCUACCACUUGCCUGUUAGCAGCAUCUAAAAGUAACUAGCACAAAUAUACACUGGAUGGUCUUGUCAGCAAUGAUGAAAACACUAGGUAUGCAAGAAGAGUUUAUACUGUCUGAACCAUUCCAGCUCCCAGAACCGAGGAAAGGCAACAUACUUCGGGAAAGAUGGAUUUUUAUGCUCUAAAAUAAAAUGUUUCCCAUUGUGAUGUUGUAAUGGGGCAAUUCUGGUCUUGCUGUGCACUCUCUGUUUACAUUUAUUACCUUACAGAAUGCAAUUAUUGAAGUGACGCUUAUUCAA